Molecule: messenger RNA, 1311 nt
Organism: Truncatella angustata
Lineage: Eukaryota; Fungi; Ascomycota; Sordariomycetes; Amphisphaeriales; Sporocadaceae
Product: fungal-specific transcription factor domain-containing protein
Exons: 6
Coding region: 1-1311 (436 amino acids)
Biological process (GO): positive regulation of transcription by RNA polymerase II
Cellular component (GO): nucleus
Molecular function (GO): DNA-binding transcription factor activity; transcription cis-regulatory region binding
Source: RefSeq, a predicted model, not a curated record
AUGUUUGAGGUAAAGCCCAGCCGUUAUGGCAGUGUUCAAUUUGUGAAUGUUGGAUUCUGGGACAUUCAUCUUCACGAGUUCCUCUCCCAAAACGGACGAGGAGAGAAUAAUCUCGAACACCAGUACCUUCUCACACACUUCAAUUCGUCGACUCUGAACGUCCAACUGAAUCCAUAUCACCUGAAUAGGAAACUCGCAGACUUGCUCGAGUACUUUUGCGUAAAAGUGUUCAGUAGCAUAGGCAAUUUCAACCAAGAUAGCGUGCACUUUCAUGGUCUGAUUCGCAAGUUGGCUUUUUCGGAUAAUUCUCUUUCUUCGAAUGCAAUCAUCCAGGCUACUCUAGCCCUAUCAGCGUUGCAUAGAACCGGUCGAGGUUCCGAAGCGCUGCGCUUGAAGUCAUUUACACUGCAAACAUUGAAGGCCAGCAGCAAGAACGGCAUGACUCCCGUGGAUGGUAUUCAGCAUGUAGUAGCUGUGAUGAUUCUAUGCUAUUUCGAGAUUGAAGACGCCUGCGACACGCAUAUGCAAUGGAUGCUGUAUGUCGUUGGCUCGAAAAAUCUCAUGCAGGCCCUGAAACUCAGAGAGCAGCCAUUCUCAGGCGAGUUCUCUGCUUUACUCGACUGGGUGGACUAUCAUUUCGUCAUCGGCAUAUUCACUUUGCGUCACUGGCAAGCGGCGUAUCGUCGUCAGCUAUCCCAUGAUCCGGGAAUCCAACAUGUCGUAUGCAUGAAGAAGCUUGUGCCAAAUAUUUCCGAUUGUUCGCACCCAAUGCUCGAUCUUCUCUACGAAAUUUCUAAUACCGUCAAAAGACCAACAGAAGAAGGCUACUUUAGUCAAGAAUAUGCUGCAUAUCUGAAAGACCUUGAAAAUAGGGUCAUGACCGUUCCAUUCUGUCCUGAGAAUCUGGGGUCUUCAUCAACUGAGGCGUACCUAAUGGGUGCUGAACUGUACCAAAUUGCAGCGCUCAUCUACCUCGAACGAACUUCAUGCAACUUUUCCGGUCAAUCUAUCAAGAUUAUGCGCCUUGUCGAGCGCGGGUUUGAGAUCUUUCAACAACAAGAUACCUCUAGUGCAUCCCUUGCCAUCUUCAUCCUUGGACUGGAAGCUAGGAGUGACGAGCAACGAAAAUUCAUCCUGGAUCUCAUUGAGCGCAAUGCUACCAGGUCAAAUCUGCGGAGUUUGGAGGCAGUUUCCCGGAUGCUACAAGCCGCUUGGAACCAAGACGAUCUGGAGACUGAGAACGACGUCAAUUAUGUGCUCAAGCUCGACACCAUCAUAAAUUCGAACAACAUUAUUCCUGCACUGGCCUGA